AUGGAAGCCCCCUGGGGCUGGCUGGUGAUCGGUGUGCUGGCCAUAUCCCUGGCCUCUUCGGUGACCCAGGACAUUUGCCGAGCACAGGAUGGGAGGGACGGGGCCGCAGGAAUACCCGGCCGACCCGGACGGCCAGGCCUCAAGGGGGAGCGAGGGGAGCAGGGGGCCGCUGGUAUCCAGACCGGCGUCCGUGGCCUUAAAGGAGACCGGGGAGAGCCUGGGCCCCCUGGAAAACCUGGCAGAAUGGGCUACCCAGGGCCCAGCGGCCCCCUGGGGCCCCCUGGCCUCCCAGGGUUGAAGGGCAUCAAAGGCAACCCAGGAAACAUCCAGAACCAGCCGCAGCCGGCCUUCUCGGCCGUGAGACGGAACCCUCCGAUGGGCGGCAACGUGGUCAUCUUUGACACGGUCAUCACCAACCAGGAGAGCCCAUACCAGAGCCACUCGGGCCGGUUCAUCUGCGCUGUGCCGGGCCACUACUACUUUACCUUCCAGGUGGUGUCCAAGUGGGACAUCUGCCUGUCUAUCGUGUCCUUUGGGAGGGGCCAAGUCCAGCGUUCCUUGGGCUUCUGUGACACCAACAGCAAAGGACUCUUCCAGGUGGUGUCUGGGGGUACGGUGUUCCAGCUCCAGCGGGGAGACCAGGUCUGGAUCGAAAAAGACCCCAAUAAGGGCCGCAUUUACCAGGGUUCAGAGGCUGACAGCGUAUUUAGCGGCUUCCUCAUCUUCCCAUCCACCUGA
This is a messenger RNA of Lipotes vexillifer (Yangtze River dolphin), 738 nucleotides long. It is a transcript of the gene C1QA, whose product is annotated as complement C1q A chain. Gene Ontology annotation, molecular function: protein binding. The transcript is spliced from 2 exons. The record is from RefSeq and is a predicted model, not a curated record. Lineage: Eukaryota; Metazoa; Chordata; Mammalia; Artiodactyla; Lipotidae. Bases 1 to 738 code for a protein of 245 amino acids.